This is a messenger RNA of Sphenostylis stenocarpa, 531 nucleotides long. Lineage: Eukaryota; Viridiplantae; Streptophyta; Magnoliopsida; Fabales; Fabaceae. The record is from the annotation of a GenBank genome assembly.
AUGGCAGAAGCACCUUCUUCUUCUUCUUUGCUUAAGAGUGUGAAGGAUCAUAACCUGAUGAUAAGUGAAUCUGAGUUGAACACAGCACAGAACCUUAUGCAGCUCAGCGAUGAAGAUGAGAGCAACGACAUUAGAGGAAGCAAGAGGAGAAGAAACAAAAGUGAUGAAAGUGUAAAUGACAUUAUAAUGGCAAAAAUACAAGAGAUUUUCGGGAAUGAUAUUGAGGUUUUUCCAACGAAGAAGCAAAGGAGAUAUCGGUCUCUAGUGAGUAUAUACAUGGUCACAAGACCUGUUAAUGCUGCAAAUGAUACAAGGGAAGGCUCCGAAAAUUAUUCAAGUUUGGGAGAUCACAGUCCAGUAAAGAGUAAUAUUAACGGGGGCUGUGCGUGCCAAUCUGGUAAUGUAUGUAGAGCUGGUAUAUAUAGGGGUAUCAAGGAUGAGUUAAUUGGUGAUUUUAUGGAUAAUAAUGCUCCAUAUGCUAAGAUUAUGGUUGAUGUUUUAGCUAGUGAAAAGGCAUGUCAUCAUGGGUAG